Molecule: messenger RNA, 1212 nt
Organism: Seminavis robusta
Lineage: Eukaryota; Bacillariophyta; Bacillariophyceae; Naviculales; Naviculaceae
Source: the annotation of a GenBank genome assembly
AGCGAAUCUUCCUGCAUGCCCGAGCAGCAAAUCAAUUGAGAAUUCAAAGUUGCUGCAUGUCAGUGUGCAUCUUUACGUUUAUGCAUAAGCAUUAGCAGUAUGAGUAUGAGUGCUGACAUCAAUACAAGUACUAGUGCAAGUAAUACUAGUGGCAGCCGACUAAUUCCCUUUGCAGUCAAUCUGUGGCUAGUGGAAGGUCCCGUUGUGAGCUUCUAUGGGUUUCCUUAUCCCACACGAAUGGCUGUGAUUUCAAUACCAGAUUCUUCGAUGGAUACCAGCACCGAAGUGAGUAAGUGUUCAUGGAUUUGGUCCCCUAUUUCUCUGGACGACGAACUUGCCAGUGAAGUGGAGAGAACUGCAGGCCCUGUGAAGCACAUUGUCAGCCCCAAUUGUAUUCAUUGGCUAUUCAUGAAAGAGUGGCAAGAUCGCUUUCCUCAGGCCAAAAUGUACGCUUCACCGUGCCUUCAGGAGCGUGAGUGCGCAGCGGGCUUGAAAUUUGAACCUGUUGAAAGCUUUGACGAACCGCAUCCGUCUUAUGCUGCUGAAAUCGACCAAACCGUCUUUGACGGAGGUUGGCCCAAGGAAGUUGUUUUCUUUCACAAACCCUCCAAGACUGUCAUCUUUACUGACUUGAUCCAAAGACAACCCAUCGAGUCACUCACCGGAAUCAAGGGAUGGAUCAUGAAGAUGGAUGGAGUGGGAGGAGAGAAUGGAUCCACUCCCAGAGAGUGGCGUUUGCUAUUUCGACUUGGGCGAAAACGAGACAAGGCCAGACAGACACUCGAUCACAUCCUGCUGGACUGGAAACCAGAAAAACUCGUCAUUGCUCACGGACAGUGUGAACAAUCCAAUGCCGCAGCUGUUGUGGAAAGCUGCCUCCAUUGGAUCCCUCCCAAACACAAUGAAUAUAGGCACUGAACAACAUGUAACCGCACCGUAUCGUUUUAGAAUGCCUUGCACUCGAAAAACUAAUUGCCCAGAGGGCGUUGAUUCUUGCAGUCCAGUAAUCUUACGCGUUACAGGAAGUCGGAUGCCCGCCAAGGAACCCUACAGGCGGCCGCAACGCCUGAGACACAAGCCAACUGGCCACCAUACAAGCAAGUAGACACCAACCAAUCAACCGAUAUAUAUUUCGAUUUGGUGUUCUUCGAUUCUGGCUAGAAGCUCCUACUCAUGCCUUUUCGAUGAAGAGGCCACACACAGGCGGAACUU